This is a messenger RNA of Papaver somniferum (opium poppy), 1450 nucleotides long. RefSeq names its product protein PELPK1-like. Bases 51 to 1229 code for a protein of 392 amino acids. The record is from RefSeq and is a predicted model, not a curated record. The transcript has 2 exons. NCBI's taxonomy places the organism in Eukaryota, Viridiplantae, Streptophyta, Magnoliopsida, Ranunculales, Papaveraceae.
CACAUACGUCUCUGAGAUAACUCUCCAAUCCAUAGGGAAAAAAAAAAGUAAUGGCUAAUAUCACCAACUUCCUUUGUGUUUUUUCUCUUGUUUUUCUAGCACUCUCAACUACUUCAUCUGCUUAUUAUAGCAAUGAAGAACCCACCCAAGAACCUAGUGGUCUUCUAAAAGUUAAUGUAGGUGUUGCUGAACCAGCAUAUAAGACUUCUCAUUAUCUUCCAACACUACCUGAAGUUGCACAUCCUGAAGUACCAUAUGUUCCAACCGCAGCUAAGGUUGAGAAGCCAUAUGUUCCAGCUGUACCUACGCAAGCAUACCCAGAAGCACCAUAUGUUCAAGCCGCACCUAAGGCCGAGAAGCCAUAUGUUCCAGCUGCACCUAAGCCAGCAUACCCACAAGUCCCAUUUGUUCCAGCCGCACCUAAGGCCGAGAAGCCAUAUGUUCCAGCUGCACCUAAGCCAGCAUACCCACAAGUCCCAUAUGUUCCAGCCGCACCUAAGGCCAAGAAGCCAUAUGUUCCAGCUGCACCUAAGCCAGCAUACCCACAAGUCCCAUAUGUUCCAGCCGCACCUAAGGCCGAGAAGCCAUAUGUUCCAGCUGCACCUAAGCCAGUAUACCCACAAGUCCCAUAUGUUCCAACCGCACCUAAGGCCGAGAAGCCAUAUGUUCCAGCUGCACCUAAGCCAGCAUACCCAGAAGUCCCAUAUGUUCCAGCUGCACCGAAGCCAGUAUACCCACAUGUUCCAGCCGCACCUAAGGCCGAGAAGCCAUAUGUUCCAGCUGCAUCUACGAGAGCAUACCCAGAAGUCCCAUAUGUGCCAACAGUACCUAAGGUCAAAAAGCCAUAUGUUCCCUCACCCCCCAAGAAUUAUGCAGUUCAGGGGCUUGUCUACUGUCAAUCUGGUGCUGAACGCACUCCAAUAGAAGGAGUUGUGACAAAAGUUGUAUGCUUUGCUGCUGACUUAGUGUCUCAGUUAUUGACAAUCACCAGUACAACUGAUGCCCAUGGUUACUUUUACACUCCAUUAGAUGUAUCAUCAAUCAUCUACCAAGCUUUCCAGUGCAAGGUGUACCUUGAUACUUGCCCAAUGACAACUUGCAGCAAACCUACUAAUAUCAACAAUGGUGUCUCUGGUGCCCUUCUCUCUAUCAACUACCACAGUCUCCCCAACAACAAGAACUUGUUCUCUGUUGGUCCCUUCUUCUACACUCCUGAGACCAAGUACUAGAGAUGAAGAUCUUAUUCUUUGCAUGAAAUUUCUUUAUGGAAAGGGGUUUUCUUUGCUACUUAAUCAUUCUUUCAUUUUUGGCAUUGUAUUGAUAUAGUUCCAAUGGAAUUUGUAACUUGUGAGACAACCUUAUAAGUUUAAUUUCCUAUUGCUUGUUUAUGUUUUGAUUUUCUUGAUUCUUCGAACAAUAAGAUCAAGUCUUGUUUAAUUGGUUCAUAUAU